Molecule: messenger RNA, 9983 nt
Organism: Anolis carolinensis (green anole)
Lineage: Eukaryota; Metazoa; Chordata; Lepidosauria; Squamata; Anolidae
Gene: cntn5
Product: contactin 5
Exons: 26
Coding region: 714-4217 (1167 amino acids)
Biological process (GO): axon guidance; brain development; cell-cell adhesion
Cellular component (GO): plasma membrane; axon
Molecular function (GO): cell-cell adhesion mediator activity
Source: RefSeq, a predicted model, not a curated record
GAAGAAGAAGAGAACAUCAGACUCACCAUAACAUGGAAUUAGGCAAAAUAUAAUUGCAGAAUCAAGUAUUGUCAUGCAACACAAAAUCAUUUAAGAUAGUUGUGCUAUUUUAAGGUUAAAACUAGAAGUUUCAGAUAUGUAGUAAAAACACCUUUUUUUGCUGUUUCAAAGCAUGGCACUACUAUAAGUUGUGAUAAUGGGCUCUUCUGUUACCUGGACAACACAAAAAGGCUAUAAUCUCCCCUAUAUAUGUUUAUACAAAGGGUUAAGGAUGUGUUGUGUGAAGUUAUAUUUAUUGGGGUCAGCAUCACAGAGUAGCAACAGAGAUCAUGAAAGACAACUGCCCAAUGAGAAUUGUUAAAGUAUAUGGCUAAGUUGCAGUGGGGUCAUCACCUGGUAUGCAGGUGUGUCUGCAUGCGGAGAGAAAAACAUGCCCAGGUUAAUUGCAACCACUGUCUAGAUAAUCAGGGUUGAUUAGUUUGGGUGACUCCCAGAGGAGAGUUUGUCCCAUGAGUUCGGCUUACUUUGUGUUUGCUCCUGGAAGUCUUGCUGCUCAGCAGCUCCAUUUCAUGUUGACCAGUAUUUCUAUAUCCAAUGAACAUUGGAAGAUUUAUUUCUAUGGACUAUAUAGACUACAUACUGUGUUUUCAUGAAGAAACUUCUGAGCUGCUAACAGCCACACAAAGGGGAGGUGAAGACCUUUGCAACAAGCCAUGCAGUCGUCAUGGAGACUGAUGUUUUUUAUGUCACUCGCUAGCUGCUUUACAGUAUUUAUAGUUCACCCUUCUCACCCCAAAGGGGACGCAGAGUGGCUUACAGAACAUACCUACGGCCAGCAUUCAAUGCUAAUUAUACAAUUAACAAGGACAGACAACACAAACAGAGAAUCCUCUGAAGCUAUUCCUGGGAUCCCUACCACAUAUGCUGCUAUCUUACGGCUCAAGUCUCUCAGUUCAUCCUACUCUUCAAGAACCAGGCAGAGAUCAAGCAGUCCUCCCUUGGGAAGUAUCUCCUCACCAAGCUGGCAUGGAGCAGCUGCACAACAACAACAACAACACUCACCCACAAACCUCUAUCACAUUUCAGAGGCCUUCAAACAUGAUGAGAGUGUGGAUUAUGGGCCAGUGUUUAUCCAGGAGCCUGACAAUGUAAUUUUCCCAGUGGAUUCAGAUGAAAAGAAAGUAUCCCUUAGUUGUCAAGCACGAGCAAAUCCUACUCCAACUUACAAAUGGCUCCGAAAUGGAACCGAGAUAGAGAUCGAAAGUGAUUACCGCUACAGUGUGAUAGAAGGGAGCAUUAUCAUCAAUAAUCCCAGUGAAACAAAAGAUACUGGACUAUAUCAAUGCAUUACUACUAACAUGUUUGGCAGCAUUUUGAGCAGAGAAGCUACACUUCAAUUUGCAUACCUGGGGAAUUUCAGUGGCCGGACAAGAAGUGCUGUGUCGGUGAGGGAAGGUCAAGGCGUAGUUCUGAUGUGCUCUCCUCCACUUCAUUCGCCAGAGAUCAUCUAUAGCUGGGUGUUUAACGAGUUCCCCUCCUUUGUGGCUGAAGACAGCCGGCGCUUCAUCUCUCAAGAAACAGGCAAUCUCUACAUAUCCAAAGUACAGCCCUCUGAUGUAGGAAGCUAUAUCUGCUUGGUGAAGAACACAGUGACCAAUGCCAGAGUCCUCAGUCCUCCCACACCACUGACACUCCGAACUGAUGGUGUGAUGGGGGAAUAUGAGCCAAAAAUUGAAGUCCAUUUUCCGUACACAGUUACAACUGCUAAGGGAUCUACCAUCAAGAUGGAGUGCUUUGCAUUGGGCAACCCUGUUCCAACAAUCUCAUGGAGGAAAGUUAAUGGCCCCAAUCCAAGCAAAGCUCGCCUGCGGAAGUCCCAAGCUGUCCUCGAAAUCCCGAAUGUACAGCUAGAAGAUGCCGGGACAUACGAAUGCAAGGCUGAAAAUUCCCGGGGAAGAAAUGUCUUCCGAGGACAGCUUCAAGUUUAUACAUACCCACAUUGGACAGAAAGAUUGAAUGAUACCCAGUUAGACAGUGGGGAUCAGCUUCGAUGGGAAUGUAAAGCUAUUGGAAAGCCAAGGCCUACCUAUCGCUGGCUAAAAAAUGGAGUCCCUCUCUGGCCAGAGAGCAGGAUUGAGAUGGUUAAUGGUGUACUGAUGAUCCACAGUGUAAAUCAAUCUGAUGCUGGAAUGUACCAAUGUGUAGCAGAAAACAAGCAUGGAGCUAUUUACACCAGUGCUGAGCUAAGGAUAUUGGCUUCUGCUCCAACUUUCCCUGCAAGUCAUCUGAAGAAAACAAUCAUUAUUACCAAAGGCCAAGAAGUUGCUGUUGAAUGCAAACCCCAAGCCUCUCCCAAGCCAACCAUCUCAUGGAAGAAAGGAGACAAAGCACUGAGAGAAAAUAAAAGGAUAACUGUUCUUCCAGAUGGGAGCCUACGGAUCCUGAAUGCCACCAAAUCUGAUGAAGGAAAAUAUGUCUGCCGAGGAGAAAAUGUUUUUGGUUCAGCAGAGAUAACAGCUUCUGUGUUUGUUAAAGAGCCCACCAGAAUAGACUUGUCCCCGAAGAGGACUGAGCUCACAGUGGGAGAAAGCAUCGUCCUCAGCUGCAAAGCCCUCCAUGACCCCAGCCUAGAUGUCAUUUUCCACUGGACUCUGAACGGGCAGCCCAUUGAUUUUGAGAAAGAAGGAGGGCAUUUUGAAAGCAUCCGGGUACUUUCAGGCGCUCGUGCUCAGAUGGGGUCACUGAAACGCAUGGCAGCCCAGACAUGGGGGGAGGCAAAACAUCUUCAGGAGCAGAAGCAAGUAUCCUCUGCAGAUUUAAUGAUCAGGAACAUCCUUCUGAUGCAUGCCGGGAGAUAUGGCUGCAGGGUACAAACCACAGCAGACAGUAUAUCCGAUGAGGCAGAACUUCUUGUUAGGGGUCCACCUGGGCCUCCUGGAGUUGUGAUAGUAGAGGAAAUCACAGAGACCACAGCCACUCUUUCAUGGACACCUGGGGCUGAUAAUCACAGCCCCAUAACUUCCUACAACCUGCAAGCCCGAAGUCCCUUUUCCCUUGGCUGGCAAACUGUGAAAACAGUUCCAGAAACCAUCAGUGGUGACAUGGAGUCUGCCAUGGCUGUUGAACUAAAUCCAUGGGUGGAAUAUGAAUUUAGAGUUGUAGCAACUAACAAAAUUGGAACUGGAGAUCCAAGUGCACCAUCCAGAGUGAUCCGGACAAAGGAAGCAGUUCCAAAGACAGCUCCUGCUAAUGUAAGUGGCAGAAGUGGAAGACGGCAUGAAUUAGUAAUAGCAUGGGAGCCAGUCUCUGAAGAGUUUCAGAAUGGAGAAGGCUUUGGUUACAUUGUGGCCUUCAGGCCAAAUGGGACAAGAGGCUGGAAGGAAAAAAUGGUCACCUCUUCAGAUGCUUCCAAGUUCAUCUACAGAGAUGAGAGUGUGCCUCCCCUGACUCCAUUUGAAGUGAAAGUUGGAGUUUACAACAACAAAGGAGAUGGUCCUUUCAGCCCUAUUGUUGUGAUUUGUUCUGCCGAAGGAGAACCCAGUGCUGCUCCAACUGAUGUCAAAGCUACGGGAUUGUCUGUAUCAGAGAUUCUCAUUGCAUGGAGACACAACAAAGAAAGUGUAGGAAGACCUCAGGGAUUUGAGGUUGGCUACUGGAAAGAUAUGGAACAAGAAGAAGCAGCUGAAAAGGCCAGAACAGAAGGAAAUGAGUCAUCCAUCAUUCUAACAGGGCUAGAAGGCAACACACUGUACCACCUGAGAGUAAAGGCGUACAACGCAGCGGGGUACGGGCCACCUAGCAAUGCUGUUCGUGUUGCCACCAAGAAAUCUCCUCCCAGUCAAGCACCAAGUAAUAUUAUGUGGAUACAAGAUGGUUCCCACGUGUCCCUGGGAUGGGAGCCUGUUAGACCUUUAGCGAAUGAAUCUGAUGUCAUGGGAUAUAAGGUCUUGUUUAGACAAGAAGGUCAUAGCAACAGCCAAGUCAUCGAAACACAGAAAACGUCUGCAGUGGUGCUUCUCCCUGAUGUAGGCGUCUACAUCAUAGAGGUCCGUGCAGUCAGUGAAGGAGGGGAUGGAACACCCAGCUCCCAAAUCAGAGUACCGUCUUUCUCAGGUGGGAAAGUCACAAGUUCUCAGUCAAGCCUACAUACUUUCUCCACAUCUUCAUCAACUGUGACAUUUCUCUUGGUACUGAUGGUUCCUUCAACCUCAUGGUGAAGAAGAACUCUGUGGACCUUUUCUCGUUCAUCUGUUCAAUUGCUUUAGACCAGUGACACCAAGGAGUGGAGCUCUGCGUCCAUGGAAGAGAAAGAAUACCCACUGGUCAACAACACCUAGAAUUGCCUACAGUGUACCAGGAAGAGUGUUGUGGGUGAAAAAUAAUGCUAGCAUAAUUCAUCAGGUUUCUUCUUUUCAGUUUUGGUACUAGUCCUCUUUGGGAGAGAGGGGAUGUUUAUUGCCCAGCAGAAAAUAUGCAGAUUGUAAGAGAUGACCUUUUAUAAACAAAUGAAAUUCCUGUCAAAUUAUAUUUACUUUCCUUAUAUAUGUUUAUAAAUUAGCUGACACCAGUCUUGUGUCAUUAGUAGUUUGAACUGUGAUGUCUAGUACGGUACAUCGAUUUUGUUUGAGUUGUCACAGCUUUGAUUUUUUUUAAAAAAGAAGAAACUAUGAACAUUUGCAGUCUAGUAGUCACCACCAUCUUCUCCCUUCUUUCUUUUUUGUAUUUUCUUUUUCAAAUUGACAGAGCAGGAUAACAAACUUUUCACCAUAAUUACUGUAGCCAAUGUCUUUUUUUAAAAAAAGGAUGGCAAAUCAAAUUGGCAAAUUAUGGUAAUUUCUGUUAUUUUUUCUUCUGUUUUGUUUAUAUUUUCUGGACAUAUAAUGAUCCACUUUUCACUACAUGUUACAUUUGAAGCAAUUGAAUGGAGAAGGGUCAGACCUCUUGUUUUGCCUCAGAUAUUAUCCACUUGACGGAGAAAUGUUUUAUUUUUAAUAGCAAGAAUACCGCUGAUUGAGAAUGCAAAUGGCAAUGAAACUAUAAUCAGAUACUUCAACAAGCCUCCAGUUAGUGCAAACUGGUGGAAGAAAAAAAAUGAAUGCAAAGGGACAAAGCUGUUAACCCCAAACAGCUUUCAGUCUUUAGACCUUUAUUUUUGUAGUCCAUUUUUGUAUGGUACUGUACUGUCUAUAUUUGGUGAUUAAAUUAAACGAUAUCAAGAAGCAUAUUAAGAUUGGAACAGGAUCAUGGUGACCAGAUUGUUGUCAACAAAAUACAGAACCAAAUUCUCCAUCUCAAAUCCGCUGGAAUAGCUACUGCUAGGCAAUGUUUCCCACCAUCACCUUUAGCUUUUCCAGAUCCAUAUGUUAUUUUCAAGUUCAACCUGAAACAUUUAUAUGUGUUUGUUUGUUUGUAAUAUGAAAUACUAUUUUCUCAUUCAUUUAUACAGUGAUCUAUCCAUUCUUUACUUUACUCCACUCCCUUCCUCUUUCAUUCUUUUUAUCCCCUAACUAAAUGGUCACAGCACAUUUGUCUGAUUCAUAUUGGAUAUUAAGUGAGCUAUCAAUUCAGAUCACAGGCACACUUCAUCAUCUGAAGACCAGUGCCUAAAUUAUUAUGCUGCAUCCACAUGAAUACUCAUUGCAAUGCUUAGACUGAUGUCACCCCUACUAUUGGAAAAGUGAGGGAGCGUCCUCAUAUGGCAGAUGUUGAGAGGCAGAAAGCAGACAGUGCUAUCUGUACUGAGCCGUCUACCUUUCCUCUACUACCUGCAAGUGAAAUUGAUCUAUUACUUUCAGGGGAGGUGGAAAUGUUGUCCCAUGUCCAGAUUCAAUUGCCUGUCUGAUCCACUUUUGCACGUAGAGGAAACUAUCUUGUAAUUUGCCUGAAGUCUCAACAUUACCAUAGCUUGGACUAGAGCUUGGUUGCCAAUUCUAGUCCCAAAGGCAUUUUUCAGCAAAUAAGUGUCAAUUUAUUAACACAAUGGAACACUGAGACAGAAAAAAUGAGAGAGAGAGAGAAAGAGAAUCUGUUGCUAUUGCUAAAGGCCUUUCAGGAAAGGAGCAUCCAAAUCAAAACCUUUCUAUUUGUUGGGUGCACAAUAUUGUGCCAGUGCAUUUUAUCAUAGUGAAUGUGCUGUACUGAGGAUAAUAUAUAUUAGAGAGAAGCAUAACAAAUGUCAGGACUAGCCCUACUGUUAGGCAAAACAAGGCAGCUGCCUCAGGUGACAGAUGUUGGGUGUCAUGUUAAGGCCAGUUGAAUGUUCCUUAUUUAAGUUAUGAUUGUAUGUUAUGACAAAGGGGGACACAGUUGCAUGUCAGAUUUAUAGCCUCAGGUUUCAGAAAAAAAAUGACCUUCCUUUGGCAUUAUGCACUUUGACUUGAUGAAGGAGGAGAGGAAGGGUAACCUGGCAGCUAAAAGUCUUAGAUUAGCCCCAGGGUCCAUAUUAUAUAUCUCAAGGUAAUCAUGGUUCAUCUGAAUAUUGGAUCUACAGCACUGGCUCUAUACACUGGCUAUUUUGAGGAGAAAAAUUUCUUGACUCAGAUAUAUAUAAGAUUUUGCCUCAGAUACAAUGCUUAGCACCUAGGAAGUCACUCACAUGAAAAAAAAGUGUUCAGCAUUUAAAGUGUAAAAUUUGCAUUAAGAGCUCAGAUCACAGUUUCCAAGCAUUCUUUCACUGUCCAACUUAAUAAGGCAAACUCUCAAAAGCAGUUGAAGAAAUUUACUGUAUGUCAACCUCUGAUUUUACAUUUAUAUGCACAUCGCCUCCCUUGAAAGGGAGGAAAUGUUUAAAUACUUUCACCAUUGUGAAACUGAAAAAAUAGCUAUCUUGAAUGCUGCAGAUUUCUGAGGUAAGAUAAAGGCUUCCUCUAAGUACCCCUUUUUAGAACAUAAGCAGUUAGUCUAAAUAAGUAAAAGCUUACUGAAUCUAUUGAAUAAAAUGUGAAUUAGCUUUUAUCUUAUUUAUGCAAGAUGUAUUGAGUGAUGAUGUACAAGAAGAAAGAAUGCAAAGUUGCAAUGAAUGCAAUGACAAUGGGCAAAAUCCCUUACUUGGCAACAUAAAAGAAACAGUAGAAUUCUCAUUGCCUAGCAAAGAUAUGGCAGGAUUGUUCCUCCCCUGGCUGGGAAAAGUGCAAGUCAUGGCACGCAAUGAUUUGACAUUCCAUAUUCAGAAACCACCAAAACAUGCCUGAAGAAUGUGAUAGCUAAAAUGUGGUUAAAAACAACCAAAGGUUUCAGAACCUUUCCUGAAGACUCUACAAUCCAAUGAAAUGUUAGGAUAAGUGUGUGAAUUAGAUGUGUUCCAACCUUUCUGUUGCCCACUCAUCCCAUUGCUACAGAUAAAUUCGCAAAAUCAUGCAAUGAGUUGGAGUGGCCCUGGUGACACUAUCAGAAACCUCAUAUAAUAUCUCCAUCUAGUCUGGCCAUUUCAACAUUGCCCAAAUGCAUUACCUCACAAGAAAGAAACAUAGAUCUGCAUAAGAUUUGCAUAUGCUAAUUUAUAUGUAAAGAUGGGCAGUCAUAAAAGCCUGUAUCCUACUGUUAGUCCUGACUCAAUUCAAACAGAUGUAUUCAAUCAAUGAGAUAUGCUAUGUAUUGACUUACCAUCUGUCUAGCCCAGUGGUUCUCAACCAGUGGACCAUGGCCCAGCAGUGGGCCACAAGAAGAAAAAUCCAGUCUGCAAACCUCCUUCCUCUUUAUUCAUUUACUUUAUUUUAUUUAUUUUAUUUCCGCUCCUUUCUGCAGAGCUGACCAUGGUAUUGGAUAGACCACAUCAGAUUAUUAAACAUGGUUUUCUGUGGGUGAGCAGAUGGCAACUACUGGUUGGCAUAUGUUCUGUAUCAGAAACUAGAACAGAUGUGGUUUAUCCAAUGCAAUUUUAUAAAUCGGCACCCUAAAUAACCAAACCAAAUCUAAAAUUGACCAAAAACUGAUUCAUAACCCUUUUGGUACUCAUGUUGGAGAGUGGUCCCUGGUCAAAGUGGGCCCUGGUCAAAAAAAGGUUGGGAACCACUGGUCUAGUCUCAUUGAAAUAAACUAAUAAGAUUUGGGCCAUUUAUUACACUUUGGGCAUAAAUACCCUAAAGACACUAGAUACCAUCUGAUCUUAUAUAUACAGUGUAUGUUUACUUAUAUAUACAGUAGGUGACAGCACAUUGAGGAAGAGAAUAGGGACAGAAAAAAUAUUUGAAAAUAUUCUACCAACAGUUCAAAGGGAGGUUUCCUAAGUGUCAAGAAACACUAAAAAGGGUUUUCACCACACUGAGAUGCUUUGCAUGUCAGAACUCUGUGCAAAAAAACCCCAUAUGUGUGGUACUUUUAUACAUAAAACUGUAUUUGCUGUGCAUAAAGUUGCACUCUAUACAAAUUCUGCUUUCUGCACAGAAAGCAAGACUCUAAGUGCAGAAGAAACAGUUUUCUACACACACAAAACAGGUGUUUUUGCACAGAAAAGUCCUUAACUGCAUAUAGUCUCCAGAAAUGGUAUCAAUUUCAAUGACUUUUUAAGAAUGGGAAGGAAAUUGAUAGAAUGACUCACACCUUCCUUUGGAAAUACAAUUAGCAAAUAUUAGUAUCCCACAUUACAUGACUACCUGUCUACUCCCCGUGUGUUAAAUUUAGAUUGGUAGUCUUAGUACCCCUGCGCUUUUUUCCUUAGAAAUAUUUAAAUAAAGCCAAACAAAGAGUUAUAAAGCAGGAAAGAUGGUCACUCAAAGUGUAUCUGCUGCCAUUUUGAAGCACCAAGUGACAGGGGGUGGGGAGGGGUGUCAGGAGAAAACAGAGACAAAGACUCCAGAGUCCACUUCAGUCAGGAAGUCCUUUAAUAAGUCUUCAUCGAUUAAAUUAAUGAUUUGUAGAUGUUUUCUUCAUCUAGCUAUUGUCAUUUCAAAAUACAUUCACAAAUUAAUUAGAUUAGGGCAAGGUGAAUGUUCCUACCACUCCUACAUACUUUCUCCUCCUACCACUUCCUGGGCUUUGAACAAUGGUAGCCAAUUAGCAAAGGAACAUGGCUUAUUAUUGCCUUCUAUAGAGAGUGAGGAUUUGCUAAGCCCCUAUAUAUGUGUCUUACAGUCCCUGAGUACAGCCCCCGGUAGUGCCAUGAAUAAAAUGGCAAGCAUAGGUCAACGUUUAAUUAGAUUAUACAUCUUAAUAGGAAAGGUAAUGUAGUAUAAUGGUUUGAGUAUUUGACUAUAACUCUGGAGAUCAAGGAUCAAAUCCUUGAUGAGCCAUGGAGACCUACUAGCUGAUCUUUGACAAGUCACAGUCUGCCACUCUCAAAGGAAAGCAAUGGUAAACUACCUCUGAAAAAAACUUGCCAAGAAAAACCCCAGGCUAGAACUGCUUUAGGCUUGCCAUAUGUAACCAUAAUACAGAAAUGGCUUGAAGGCACACAACAGUCUUAACAGCCAAACAUUCGCUAACUGUGUUGACCCAGCAUCAUGUUAAGUGGCAAUGAAUGGAUGCAAGGUCAACAUCAAGCUAAGUAGCAAUGAACAGAUGCAAGCUGGUACCUUUUUUGUUCAGUCUGUGCAAAUGUUGUACCUUGCUUCUAAUAAAAAUUUAUAAAUGUUUAAGUACCUGCACAAUACCAAAUUUGUUUCUUUGUGGUUGAUAACAUGUCCAUCUCAUGACAUCUAUCUGUUAUUGUUGUUUUAAAAGAUUUGGGUGUUGCUUCUGAAGUCUUUCCUUGUUUGUUUUCAUUUUCUCCCAAUGAGAUUGUAACAAAUUAAUUCAAAAGACUGUAUUUUUGUAUAAUGUCAUGGUUAUUUUAAAAGUGAGCAGGGAAAAAAAGAACAACAACCUCGGUCCAGAAACCAAAAUGAAGUCCCAUCUUAAAAUGUGAGAUAUCUUGUAUACAACUGUAUAUAUUUACUAUAUAUAAUGGUAUAUACUAUGUGAAAGACACAGUUCAAUACUGGUUCCUGUCUACUGUUCUUGUAACAUUAGAUCUUUUUAAUAAAUUAUUCUCUUUUUAUUGACUUUUA